GGUUGCAUUCGUCUGACUCACAGUUUUAACCCCACUAACGUCCUCGGCGACUAUCCCAGCAUCCCCCAAAAGGAACGUAGGUAUAUAAGAUUGCCGGAGCCCGUAAAAUCUCACAAUCACAGUUGACGGUACGUGAAGCGCGUACGGAGAAAGUGUUUGGAAGACAGAAGGAGAGUCUUAAGAGUUAAAAGGUAGAGGGACGUGGAGGAGCAUAGGCGUAUAUAAGAAGUUCGGACGGUAUUGAAGAAACUCAGUGUCGUGAGAGUGAUCGAGAUAAAUAGAGAAUGACAAUGCGGCUCAUCAUUCUGAUGGGCCUAGUGGCUCAGGGCCUGACAUCGCAAGUAGCCUUCCAAUCAUCGUCAUCGUCCCAGGCAGCAUCAUCUUCCAGUCAGCAACAGCAAUGGUCCUGGCAGGGACAGGACCUAGUUGCUGCAGCUGAUACCCAACAAGAAUCGUAUCAUCCACUGACCUUCGAUGCCUCCGAUGACCUGAAGGAGCAGCAGCAACAGUACACUGCUAAUGUUCAGCAAGGAUCCAGUGGAGUAGCUCAAGUACUGGGCCAGUACAACCAGCAAUCGGUGGACACUGUGAUCGAUGAUAUUUUGGUAUCCAAUCGACAGGGAAGAAAUCUGGAAGGUUACGAUGAGGUCUAUGCUGAUCCUGAUGUCAAGAAUGCACUUCAGCUUGGAAACGACACUAUAGCCCGUGCUUAUAUUAAGGACAAGCUGUGUUCACUAGGUCUGAUGAACUGUGAAAAUUUGGAGGGCAGACGUCCAUAUUAUUCGCCACAUCGUGACAUCCAACCUCACGAUAUCAUAUAUGCGCAACCAGUUACAAUUAAACCAGUUGGUCGCCCACUACCAGCAAUUCCCAUUAAGCGACCAUAUGGAUCACCCAAACCAGUUCCAAUUCCACCAAGUUUCGGUUCCGGACCACCUGGUCCUAUUUACUCCGGUCCACCACCGUCCUUCUCUGGUCCCAGCUACGGUCCGCCAUCUUCUUAUCCAGGAAGUCAUCCACCUGGUUUCGGUGGUCCUUUCUCAGGCUUCAAGAAACCUGGACCAAUUUACGGUUCCAAACCUAUUUAUGAGUCCGGGGUCGAUGGCGAGCUAGAUUACGAAGACAAGUUCAUUGAUAAGAAACAGGUGGUGCUGCAGCAGGCUAGCUCUGGUGUUCAGCAACACGUUCAUCAUCAUUAUCAUCAUGGAGAAGGAGGCGUCGGUGACAAUAAGUCACCGACUGUCGUUGUUAAUAAUCCUGGUGUCGUUGCUGGUACACCUGGUCCCAUCAUUGGUCCUGGUCCCAUUGGUAACAAUGGAUUCAACAAUUACGGAUACGGCAAUGGUGGCAAUUAUGGCAGUGGCGGCACUUACGGCAAUUCCUACAACGAUUUUGAGGGAUACAAGAAGGCCUUCAAGGUCAAACCAGCGUCUUCCGGGAACAGUCUGUUUUCUGCCUCCAGCAAUAACUAUGCUGAUCGUUAUCCCAGUUAUGAGAAACCUAAGCAGGAUUCUAUCUUCGCCAAUACAGGAAAAGGAUUUUCAAAUAAUUAUGACAGUAGCAAGCAAUUCAAUUCUGGAUCUAGCAACGGUUUUGGAGCCAGCAACAAUUUAGGAUCGAGCAACGGUUUUGGAUCCAGCAACAAUUUUGGAUCCAGCAACGGUUUUGGAUCCAGCAACAAUUUCGGUUCCAGCAAUGGGUUCGACAAUGGAUUUUCCUCAUCCAAUUACGACGACUGUGUCUGUGUACCAUAUGAGCAAUGUGCAACGAUCGAUCAAAUUGGACGCAAGGAUGAUCUAUAUCUAGCAAUAGAUCCUCGUAACCUCGGCAAAGAUAUUGAAGCUGAAACUGUAGAGGUCGUCCUUACCGACGGUAAAGGUAGCAUGAGCGUGGUACGUGUACCAAAAGGUGUAAACGCAACGGAACAGGCAGAACAAACCAAAGAGCAAGAGGUAAAGAAGACAGAAACCAGCAACGAGAAAGCUGAGGAAGCCUCGAAAGAGAAAAAAGAAAAAGUCGAGGAUACCAAGAGAGCCAAGAGAGACGCAAAAGCAGCAGACGAACCUGCCACCAAAAAGGCAAAUGCACAGGGCCGUCUGAUCGUUGGCGAUUUGGAUACGUCUAAACUGAACCUGAAGCCAACCUGGGGAGUGAGUUUCGGAUUGCCACAAACAGCUGGUGGAAACUACCCGAUCAAUCCUUACGGAGGUGACUCGUUAUUAAAUCCAUACCCUGGAUACGGUGCCGGAGCUCAAGGAAUAAACCUUGGCCUGGUCUCGGUGAACCCUCUGGUGGCAGUACAAGUAACUAAGGACGAAUAUGGCGAGAAGGUCGUUAAGCCUUUUGUUAAUUUACAUGUGACGCCCAAUCAAGGCCUGGUACACAAACUCGGCGACAUUUUGUCAUACAAGAAGCAAGUUCUUCUCGGUCAUGGCGGAGGACAUUACGCACCUCAAUAUUAUCCGGCUGGACCACCUGUUUACGAAAAGCCGAUAAUCGUCGAAAAGCCUAUACACCAUUAUCCACCUAAACCUUAUUAUCCAAAUUAUGGUGGUCCAGUUUAUCAUGAAAAACCACAUCAUCAUUAUGGCAAACCUCAGUUUGGUGGUUACGGUAACUACUACAGGCAGGAAAACGAUUACGAAGACGAUUACAAUAACGGAGAUUACGCUGAUUACGGAGAUGAAUAUUAUAGAAAUUCAAAAAUCAAUAAUCCCAAUGGCAGCCAAAACGUACAGAAAAUCGUAAAUUCCAAUACGGCUGAUAACAGGGAUCAAGGUCGUACUGGGAAGGUUGCUUUCCCAGAGAGGAGGAAACGGGAUGCUGUUAGCCAUGACAUGGUCCAGGAGAGACAAUUCGGACGUCCUCCCGUAUGUGGACCACGACACGUGUGCUGUCGUAGACCUCAGAUAACCGGAAAUCGACCCCGUCCAGGUCAAUGCGGCGUGAGACACAGUCAAGGAAUCAAUGGUCGUAUCAAGACUCCAGUAUACGUAGACGGAGAUUCUGAAUUUGGAGAAUAUCCCUGGCAAGUAGCAAUCCUGAAGAAGGACCCUACCGAGAGUGUCUAUGUAUGUGGAGGAACCUUGAUAUCUCCACGUCACAUUAUCACCGCAGCUCAUUGCGUCAAGACCCACGCUGGUCGCGACUUGCGCGCUCGCCUUGGCGAAUGGGACGUCAAUCACGAUGUUGAAUUCUUCCCCUACAUCGAAAGGGACAUCGUUAGCGUCUACGUGCAUCCUGACUUCUACGCAGGUACCCUGUACAACGAUAUCGCCAUCCUGAAGUUGGACCACGACGUUGACUUCGACAAAAAUCCACACAUCAGUCCAGCCUGUCUGCCAGACAAGCAUGAUGACUUCAGUGGUACCAGGUGCUGGACAACAGGCUGGGGUAAGGAUGCUUUUGGGGAUUUUGGAAAAUACCAAAAUAUCCUCAAGGAAGUUGACAUCCCCAUUGUCAGCAAUGCUCUGUGUGAGCAUCAGAUGAGAAAGACGCGACUUGGACCCAGCUUCAAUCUUCAUCCUGGCUUUGUCUGUGCCGGCGGCGAAGAGGGUAAGGACGCCUGCAAGGGUGAUGGCGGCGGUCCGAUGGUUUGCGAAAGACAAGGACACUGGCAACUGGCAGGAGUCGUUUCCUGGGGUAUAGGAUGCGGCCAAGCUGGUGUUCCUGGAGUCUAUGCUAGGGUGUCUUAUUAUCUCGACUGGAUACAACAGAUCAUUAAUCAUCUAAGCAAAAUGCCAAUAAAAUAUAUUGGUCGCAAGACUGACUUCAAGGGUAAAACCUUGUGGGAAAUUUUGGGUAAUUUGAAAGAUUUUGGUGUUGGUAGAAUCAUAGUCAGAAACAGAUUUCAAAAGUAUCCCGAACCAACCUAUAUAAAAAUUGUGAAAGUUGCGGCAUUGCCUAACGACUUCCGAAAGGUUGCUGCUCUUGUUCAGAAAACCUUCAGGGGUAUAACCGAUAAAAAUCUUGUGCAAAUAGAUAGAUCUAGCUACAAGGCAGAUUACAUACUUAUUCCUAAAGAUGAGGAAUACAAGUAUUGCCAACCUCCUAAAGAGACAAAUCCAGUGAUACUACCAAGAACCGUAGACUUUCCUCCGUUGCUGAAAGAACUUGUACUUAGAGAUAUGAAAGCUGCUGGGACACCUGUCACAGAGGAGCCAAGAUUGCAGUUGCAUUAUAAUAUUACUAACUCGAACAUAAAAAAAUAUAGACCUGCAAAAGAGGGGGAGAAACCAGAUAUUGAAUUUACCAUGAGUAUGGGUAAACCUACUCAUUCUAUCUUGUACGCCAAUAUUAAACAAUAGAACUUUUGUUUAUUUUACCUGUAAAAUUGUAUAGUUGGUUUGAAAUAUAGGUUUACCUUUUAAUUCAAAA
Molecule: messenger RNA, 4377 nt
Organism: Cephus cinctus (wheat stem sawfly)
Lineage: Eukaryota; Metazoa; Arthropoda; Insecta; Hymenoptera; Cephidae
Product: 28S ribosomal protein S34, mitochondrial
Exons: 10
Coding region: 285-4307 (1340 amino acids)
Biological process (GO): mitochondrial translation; proteolysis
Cellular component (GO): mitochondrial small ribosomal subunit; mitochondrion
Molecular function (GO): structural constituent of ribosome; serine-type endopeptidase activity
Source: RefSeq, a predicted model, not a curated record